AUGGGCGAGCUCAUUUUGCAGUUAGAGAUCGUGUUCGCCCACGCGGCCAUUGCCCACGCCGAAGACAUUCCGAACCAUCUUCGGCCCCAGUACCUGCAGACGGAAAGGGCACCAGGCUGA
Messenger RNA from Colletotrichum truncatum, 120 nucleotides. The record is from RefSeq and is a predicted model, not a curated record. NCBI's taxonomy places the organism in Eukaryota, Fungi, Ascomycota, Sordariomycetes, Glomerellales, Glomerellaceae.